Nymphalis io (European peacock) is the source of this 5979-nucleotide messenger RNA. RefSeq names its product microtubule-associated protein futsch. The transcript is spliced from 5 exons. The record is from RefSeq and is a predicted model, not a curated record. Bases 477 to 3665 code for a protein of 1062 amino acids. Lineage: Eukaryota; Metazoa; Arthropoda; Insecta; Lepidoptera; Nymphalidae.
UGCGCUAGGUACGCGCACGCGCCCCGCAGCGCUCGAUGGCGGAGGUGGAGGGAGACAUCCGGAGCGCCAGCUCGCGCCGACACCCUCCGCGAGCAGCAGCGUGACGCGCACCGCGCCGCACAGCCCGUGUCGGCUCGCCUGCCCGAGAGCCCGCACGAGUGGCUCUGGCCAGCUGCGCCGUGUCGUGACACGCACCACUCGGCCACAAUCGACAAGACCACUCGAUACGUACUCCUGGAAUCACUCACCUUCAUCUUGUACACGAUUUUUAUGUCGAUACACUUGAUAUAAAUAUCGGAACUGGACGAGAAUAUCGCCGCCUGCGAUGAAGUGAUGUAAAUCGAUUGGGAUUAAUGACCAGUGGACAGAGCUGUCAAAUUUCCUAAGUUUCAUUCUCGCAAAUGUGAAAAGUUUGGAGAACAGCUCGUGGUUAGCGAGUGUGAACAGAGCGUCGCGGCGGCGGCGGCGGCGGGCGCAUGGCGACAAGCGGCGCCGAGCGCCGGCCGCGCCGCGGGCCCGCGCCUAUUGCCUCCUUUGAUCACGACGUGUCGGAAGAAUCAAGUCCGGAGAAUAAACAAGCUUUUCGUUUACCUGAGAUUCGUGAAGAUCCAGUGAGUUCAACGUCGAGUGUCAUUGUGUCGACAUCAGGCGGUGUCGACAGUCUCGCACCGCCAGAACAACGCGCAAGGUCACACUCUUCUCCCGCUGUUCAUACAACGACGACGGUGCCAACGACUUCUGGUCUACAAACGCCAGCCGCCCCUCGCAUUGACAUAUCUCGUGCAUCUAGUUCUAGUCACCAGGAUUCGCGUGAUAGCUCACCUGAACUGGCGCUAUUUGCGGGUGGAGGUAACAGUGAAGACACACGCGCUCGACUCGAACUUGGCUUUCGAGAAGACGGAGCGGCAGACCUUCGUUCAUCUACUGAAGAACUUGCAUUUUUAGAAGGUGCACCUGGUGGUAUAGACACGCGUGCACAAUCUGCAGCACCACCUUCUCGUCGUCACUCACGUAAGGAUAGUCAGAGUUCUGAGGUGGCACUUCUCGCUGUAUCAGGCCGAACUAGCCGACUCUCUAGUGUUGGAUCCCAGUGCUCCGCGCAUUCAGCACUCUCAGGAUUUAGUCACGCUAGCCGGAUAUCGAGGCUUUCCGUAGUGUCGGGUACUUCUCGUUCUCCUUCACCGCACAAAAUGCUACUUGAAACAUCUUUUUGUGGCCCAAAGCCGAUAGAGACUGAUCCCGAAAUAUGCACAGCUGCUGUUGAAGAAAGGCUCCUUGAAAUUGCUAAAAUGACGAAUGAAACAGCACCUUCAAUUUCUGAUCCUCAGUCAACGCCCAUUCAACCUGCUUCAAUCCCACCAGUCGACGCGCGUGACCGUCGCGAGGUGCGGACAGAAGUAACUGUUGAGAAUACGCGACCGGCUAGUGCAUCUCGCCUUACUUCUCCAAAUGCAUCUAACAGUGCACCCGCUCCAGGCCUAGCACCAUCUACUACAUCAUUAGAUGAUGAAAAGCGAUUAAAAGAAACAAGAAACCGUGCAAAAGUUGAAGAGCGCCGUGCAAGAUCCAGAGACCGCCGUGAACCAGUUCAGCCCGAAGUACAUAGACGUGGUAAUCGUUCGAAAGACAUAAUAAGAAUAAAACUUAAGCCUGACGAUGAAUAUGAAGAUGACGAAGAUGAUGAAAGUGAAAGAACUUUGAUAAGUGGAGAACCUGCACGAAAACCGAUAACGCUAGAACUAAACGAUCGACCUGCGCGUCCCAAUGAGCCAACAAGUCCACAAACCUUGAGGCGACAGCGAGAUAGUCGAACACCUUCCCCUUGUGGCGGACCAGUGUCGAGAAAAUCAUCUUUCUGUUCCCUUUUUAAGUCACGUGAAACUAUCGCAUCACCAGACUCACCAUCUGAUGCAUUGCGUCGUAAAAAGAGCCUUAAUGAAGGACGAUCUCGUAGCAAAAGCCGUGAUCGUUCUGCAACUCCCACUUCAACAGGGAAAAUAAAAGGCUCAGUACUAUCAUUGUUUAAAACACCACGGCGAAGUGGUGCUUCUCCUUCACCAGGUUCUCGCGAUGCGUCUCCAGUCGUCCAACAACAACGACAGUUCCCACAACCAACUGUAGACAAACAAAGAGGAGAAAAACUUAAGUAUUACGAGGAUUCAAAAGAUGGAAUUAUUCAUAUUCCCUUACAUACGCCACCUGAUGAACUUAAUUCGAAAGAAAAUAUAAACGAAAAAGUUUCUUCCCGUGAGAUUUCACGCCCUGCAUCAGCACCGCAACCGCGGGCUCCACUCGAACGAACUGCAGUUAUUCCUUCCGUUGCUCCCAUAUCCAUUCCAAAACGGACUCAAAGAACUGUACUACCCGAUGGGAGCAUUAUUAUUCCUUUACACUCUCCGACUGAAAAGACCGUUUCUUCUGAAUUAACUACAAAUGUAGAAUCUACUUCAGAUGCUGAACAUAUUGCAAGGAAACCAGAAAUAGAAUUCAUUCCCAAAAAAAGUAUCACCAAUGCUUCAGAACAAAGUUCUGAUGCAGGAUGUACGGAGGCAAUGGUAUCUGAAGAUGUUGCAGCAGUUGCAAAUGUCGCAGAUCGUCCUAAAAGAAAAGAACGGAUAAUAUUCACGACACAUGUGGGAAGCAAAGAACAGGUUUUCAGCACUCAGUUUAGUAUAACGAAAACACCGAGUAUUACUAGCGAAAUAUCAGAAUCGAUUCCAAGUUUCCCUGAAGAAGUCACAUCGAACGAAUUGUCACAUCCAACAUCGACCUUAAAAAAUAUUGAGGUUGAAGUAAAUGAGGUUUUGCCAACAAGCGAAGAAAUGGUCGGUGAAAUAGGAGAAGAACAAACGAUCCGACAAUUGAACACAAGUCCACCUCCAGACCCUGGUCGUGACUCUUCAGAGUCAGAAGCGAGUUCCGAGGUAGCGACGACUCAUGGAGGGAGCGAAGCGGAGCAUCGAGGUCUUGUAGUACAAGAAUCAUUUGAAGAGUUGCCAUACGUACCAACAACGCUUCCUUUGGAACGAUCGCUAGCAUUGCCGAUGAUCCCAAUACGCGACCGCAGUGACAUUCAUGUGGCUGGAGUACAGCGACCACGGGCAGCCCGAAGUGCCGGAGGAGCAUUGGGCGCCUUAACUCCCCCGUCGGUACCUACGCCCAGUAGCAACGCAGCGGAACUUAGCGGCGAGAGGUUACACAUCAGAUUACCACGGCGUGCACGUGCUGCUUCCACCGCUUCUGCUGCGGCUCCACCUCCUCCACCGCGCAACGCACGAGCUCGUUCUCUAAGUGGUGGUUAUGCAACCGGCAUGGAGGCGCGAGGCAAAUCAGACUGGAUUGACUUCUCCGAGGUACCGGAGCGACGGAAGCAGCCGAAGCGCAUUCAGACGUUACCAGCGACCGCUCGCGACUCUGUGGUAUUCAGUUACGUGCCGCCCGAGCGGUGUCGCUGCGAGUGCCACGCGCAUGGACACGCGGUAGACGCGCCACCCGACGACGAGCUGCCACUGCUGCAGGACGAUUCCCGGCACAUGACCGUCAGCUCCUCGUCGCUGGAGUUCGAGGAGGACGGCGGCCACGUGCAGGUCAAUGUGCAUAUCGCGCCCUUCACCGCCGACCUGGACUUGCAACACAACCUUGCAGAUACGACGCUGCCUCAAUGACCGGCGGCCGUCGCUUGCGCUCACCGUAACCAACUUGUGUCUCUACGAGUUUAACUUUUAUAAGAUAUAUUAUUCUCUAUUAACUUGAUGCGACAUGUUAUCAAUUUUGAGAUGUAAAUUUACCCUUUAAGUAUAUAAAUGUAUAGUGUCGUUUGUAACUCCCACUAUCCAUCGUUGACCUUGCAUUUUUCGAUGUUUAUAUUAAAUUGUUCGUGUUUAUUAUUUCGUUAUGCGAUCGUAUGUGCCGACUGUAUUAUAGCACGUAAAUAAGAUUUACGGACAGUGAUAUAGCGAAGCUGCUUUAAAUACUAGCUGAGUGUGACCGGUGGCGACCAACCGCAUCCUUAUUCAAACUUUAAAUUAAUAAUAUUCGUUGUGAAAGUAUUGCUCGUCUCAAACAUCUAUAUUUAGAUAAUCGAUUAUAAUUUACAAAUUUCACUAUCUAGCAUUAAUAAAGUAUUGAUUGUUCUGAAUAAUAAGGUAUUGUAGGUACUAUGUGUAUAUAGGUAUGUUGGAACGACGUUUGGACGAAAAUAUGUGGUUGAAUAAUUUAACAAAAAUAUUUGCUCAAUUAGCAGUGCACUGAUUACCGCUGUUAUUAUUUCAGCUUAUAUUUAUAUACAUGACAUAUGUGCAGUUCUCUUUAUCAGAUAUUGUACAGAAAGCAAGAUUUUUUUUUAAAUUCUAAAGUACGAUUAAUAGGUAAUAUCGUCGUAGAGAAAAAUAACUAAACUAUUUUGAAUUCCACAGCCAAUGAAGUUCUUACAUAAAUCAUUAUUUUGUCUCUAUUUGUGUCUAGUCGUCGUAUUUGUAAGAUUUAAGACGGCAAAGACAAUGAAAUAUUCAGUCGUUCGCUUCGCUAUAAAUAAAAAAAAACUCCACGGCAAUAACUAAAUCAAUUGAUUUUAGUUACGAAACAGUAACCUUUUAUUUUUAAGUUUGGAACGCUAUAACUCGAGUUACAAUUUAGAUAGGUACCUAAAUUGUUACAAUAUUUGUUUCUUUAGGUUUUUAUCUCUACGGGGACAUCACAAGGACGGUUUUAAAAACAAAACUAAAACUUUUGAUCGUUUUUGUAUCGUAUAUCUGUUGUACUGAGAUGAAAUAUAUAUAACAUUAUAUGUAUGUCUAAUUGAAGGAAUGGGCUAUUUUUAAUAGGGAUAACCUACUGAUACAAGGAUGUGUUUGGUGACGCAGUUUUGCCAUUUACAAGACAUAUUCAUUAGAUAUUUUGUUGUAAUUUUAUUUUGCUUCGACUAAUUAAUGUAGCGCUAUGAGUACCUACAUCGUUAUCGACUUAAUACAAUAUCUUAUUCAAACCUAUCUGUACAAAAAAAUUCUAAAAUAUAUACCAGUUGCUGAAUUUCGAUUGUAAAAAUAAGAAUAAACAUUUAUUUACAAAUACAAAAUUUGUCACAUGAAUGUGCAUUUUGUAGUUAUUGGAGCGAAACGAAUUAAAUAGUGUUAUAAAACCUUUACUAUCAAAGUAUUUAUACUAUUAAGAAAAGAGAUAUCAGUACAAGCUGCAUUUAUAACUUCGUCAUGGUAUUCUCACAUAUCAUGGGUCAAAGUUUUAAAUUUUGUUAAAUGUUUCAACCCGAUUACGGAGCAGUGGAACUAAACAUCGUUUGUACAUAUCAUGUACAAAAAGUCUCAUACGAUUCAUAAACAAAACUUCAAAUACCUAUCUAUUAAUGUUCCGAAUGUUUUAAAAAUUGUGUCAUUUGUGACAAUAUGGGAAACGAUAACAAAGUUUUAGAACGUUAAUGGUAAGGCGUUUGUUUAUGAUUCUACCAAAUGUUUUAGUCGUUUUUCGAGUUAUUAUUGUUGACCAUUUUAAAAUGUUAAUACUUUGUUAAAUUGGUUACUUUUAAAAUGAUAGAUAAAUUAAUAAAUCGCAUUUUGAAAAUUUCACAAAUAGCAAUAUUACAAAUUAUGUUUAAUUAAAAGUUAAUGCUUUUUAGAAAAAUAUAUUUGCCGAAUGUAACUAAUUAUUCAAUUAACAUGUUCAUAUUCCAAUCCAUCCUUGUCUCGAAGCUGUAUAAGCUACAGCCAGAACUGUGCGACCAAGCAAUUUAACCUGCGCGUGUCUGUGCAGUUAUAAAAUUGGCUUUUGUAUAUUAUGAAUAAGAGCAAUAGAUUAUUUAAAUAAUCAUUUUCUAGCUAGUCACCCAGUGCUGGUCCGUUUCGCUCGCCUUCGUUUUCUUCAGCAUAUUCUUGAUAGUUAUUUUCUUGCAAUAAUAAGUGAGAAUGUAUGUACCAAUGUUAAAAUACUUCUACAAUUUAGUCAAAAGUCUGAAAUAUUAAAUUUUGC